Odobenus rosmarus divergens (Pacific walrus) is the source of this 1138-nucleotide messenger RNA. RefSeq names its product coiled-coil domain containing 97 (gene CCDC97). The record is from RefSeq and is a predicted model, not a curated record. NCBI's taxonomy places the organism in Eukaryota, Metazoa, Chordata, Mammalia, Carnivora, Odobenidae. The coding region runs from base 1 to 1032 and encodes 343 amino acids. The transcript has 5 exons.
AUGGAGGCCGUGGCCACCGCGGCGGCGGCCAGGGAACCCGAUGAAGGUUGCACACAGCCCGGUACUGGGCACUGGGGGGAGCUGAGCUGGACACCGGUCCCACCCAGACCCCAGGACAAGGUGGAGGCUGUGGAAGGAGCGCCAAGGGCCCCAGAUGAUGACACCCCCGGGGCUGAGAACGCGGCGGUGAGUGCCAUGCUGCGCGCCGUGGCCGCCAGCCGCCUGCCUGUGUGCAGCCAGCAGCAGGGCGAGCCUGACCUCACCGAGCGGGAGAAGGUGGCCAUCCUGGGCCAGCUGUACCAUGAGAAGCCGCUGGUGUUCCUGGAGCGCUUCCGCACAGGCCUCCGCGAGGAGCACCUGGCCUGCUUUGGCCACUUGCGCGGCGACCAUCGUGCAGACUUCUACUGUGCCGAGGUGGCCCGGCAGGGCAGUGCCCGACCCCGCACCCUGCGCACCCGCCUGCGUAACCGGCGCUACGCUGCCCUGCGUGAGCUCAUCCAAGGCGGCGAGUACUUCAGCGACGAGCAGAUGCGGUUCCGGGCCCCGCUGCUGUACGAGCAGUACAUCGGGCAGUACCUAACCCAGGAGGAGCUCAGUGCCCGCGCCCCGGCCCAGCAGCCGCCCAAGCCCGGCGCCCUCGGCACCCCCGCCUGCCCGCUCUCUGACCUGCUGCUCCAGUCCUACCAGGAGCGGGAGCUGCAGCAGCGGCUGCUCCAGCAGCAGGAGGAGGAGGAGGCCUGCCUGGAGGAGGAGGAAGAGGAGGAGAACAGCGAUGAGGAAGACCAGAGCCCCAGCAAAGACUCGGAGGCCUGGGUCCCCGAUUCAGAAGAGAGGCUGAUCCUGCGGGAAGAGUUCACCAGCCGGAUGCACCAGCGCUUCCUGGAUGGGAAGGACUGGGACUUUGACUACAGCACCGUGGAUGACAACCCCGACUUUGACAACCUGGACAUCGUGUCGCGGGACGAGGAGGAGAGGUACUUCGACGAGGAGGAGCCCGAGGACGCGCCCAGCCCAGAGCUGGAUGGGGACUGAUGGCCGCCGCCGCCCGCCCCGCCCACGACGCCGUCUGGGGGACAGGCUCGCUGGCUCUGGUGCCAUCCCAGCCGACUCCCUGCCCGCUCUGUGUGCGGGGUGCCCU